GAGAUUGAAACUGAAGACUUUCAUAUAAAUAUAAGGGGUGAUGUUAAAGAUAAGUUCCACACAAGUAAUUACCCUGAAGAAAACGUAUCAGGGAUUCCAACUGGAAAAAAUAAGAAGGUCGUGGGAAUGGUGGAAGAUGAAGCUGGUGGAAAGAUCAUUGAAAAGUUUGUCAGAUUGAGAGAAAGACUCUACAGCUACAAGAUUCUUGAGGGAAAAGAAGAGAAAAAGUGUAAAGGGAUUAAGAGGGCUGUAAUAGAAAAGAACAUAACUCACGAUGACUACAAGGAGUGCCUAUUCAGCGGAAACAUGCAAAAUGAGGAAGAUGAUCGUAAUUAGAUCACAUGGGCAUGAGGUAACCACUGAGAUCAUUAACAAGAUAGCUUUGAGCGCUAACGAUGAUCAGAGAAUAGUAAGAGAAGAUAGGAUAUCUACUUUUGCUCAUGGCCACUAUAGCUCCAUGGCACCACCUUCCAAGGAAAGUUCGAUUACAUCGUUCUCCCCUAUCCGACAUUCAUCCACGUCAAGACGUAUCAUAAAUUUGCAGAAAAUGAUAAGGACUUACUCAUCUCAACACCUCAGCAAGACCAGAUUGAUGAUUGGCUCAAGAUUAUUAGUUAUGUGUAUUAGGGAACAGAUACUUUGAUCAAUCUCGAUGAUCGCGCCGCUUCGAGAGAUGUGGUGCAAAGGACGAAUGAACUCGUGAAUUUGGCAUUCAGCGCAAGACGUAAAGAAAUCAGUGUUUGGGUCCUCACACAACAGAUGACAAGCAUCGUAAAACCAUUCAGAGAGAACACUGCUGCUUUAUUUCACCUCUACAUACCAUCUGCUAAAUAUAUGAAGAUCAUUUUCGAGGAUUACGCGGGUGAGUUGAUAAAUUAUAAAAAGAAAGAACUGAUGGCAAAGCUUAAGAGUGAGAAGUAUUCACAUCUCAUCUUCUCACUUCGCCAUCCCUUUUAAUCUUCAAAUUCCAUGAAAAUAUUUCUAUUUCCUAAAUAAAAUGGAGAUGACUAAUAAUAAAAAAGACGCUGUUAAAAAUGUUCGGAACAUCCUCGAGGUUGAACCAGUAGUACAUCGAGAGCAGCUCGCAGUUUUCGUUGCAAGUGGUAUAUCGAAGGAAAUGGUUGGUGUAUCUCUCCCCCAGGAUCAAGUCAAGAAGCUUACUGAACAAGAUGUGGAGAAGUACUUCAAGAGAUAUAAAGCUUCAUUGUCCUCAAAGACUUGCGAUGCAAUGGUAGAUACAUUUCUUCAGCUCUCAUGUAAAGCAUUGGCUCAUUUUCUCUCUGUUGAUGAAGGAAAACUUCUGAAACACUUGAAUAAUAACUUUAUGGUAAAGAGAGAACUCGGAAUGAUCACCAUUGGUUUGAGUCUGAAGUAUGGAAGGUACGUGGCAAUCGCAAGUGCUUCCCUUCUCGCUGCCAAAAAUAUUGUAGUACCCUUGGUAACUGAUAAGGAAAUAGAUAAUCUUUGUAAAGAGACUGAAUGA
This is a messenger RNA of Pocillopora meandrina, 1483 nucleotides long. Lineage: Eukaryota; Metazoa; Cnidaria; Anthozoa; Scleractinia; Pocilloporidae. The record is from the annotation of a GenBank genome assembly.